Molecule: messenger RNA, 1932 nt
Organism: Mesocricetus auratus (golden hamster)
Lineage: Eukaryota; Metazoa; Chordata; Mammalia; Rodentia; Cricetidae
Gene: Abhd3
Product: abhydrolase domain containing 3, phospholipase
Exons: 9
Coding region: 53-1288 (411 amino acids)
Biological process (GO): medium-chain fatty acid biosynthetic process; phosphatidylcholine metabolic process; medium-chain fatty acid catabolic process
Molecular function (GO): glycerophospholipid phospholipase A1 activity; A2-type glycerophospholipase activity; acetylesterase activity
Source: RefSeq, a predicted model, not a curated record
UCCGGGCGCUCGGGCAGGACGGCCUCCGCCGCAGCUGCGCCGCGCUCGCGCCAUGCAGCGCCUGGCCAUGGACCUGCGGGUGCUGUCCCGGGAGCUGGCGCUCUACCUGGAGCACCAGGUCCGCGUCGGCUUCUUCGGCUCGGGCGUGGGCUUGUCGCUGAUCCUGGGCUUCAGCGUCGCCUAUGCCUGCUACUACCUGAGCAGCAUUGCCAAGAAACCCCAGUUAGUGACUGGAGGCAAGAAUUUCGGCCGCUUCCUCCAGGACCACUGUCCCGUGGUUACAGAAACCUAUUACCCGACAGUAUGGUGCUGGGAGAGCCGAGGACAGACACUGCUAAGACCCUUCAUCACUGCCAAGCCCCUGGUGCAGUACAGGAAUGAACUCAUUAAGACAGCAGAUGGAGGACAGAUCUCACUGGACUGGUCUGAUAACAAUGACAGUUCCUGCUAUGUGGAUGCCAGCACCAGACCCACUAUCUUGCUGUUACCUGGCCUCACCGGAACAAGCAAGGAAUCCUACAUCCUUCAUAUGAUCCGUCUCAGUGAAGAGUUAGGAUACAGGUGUGUGGUUUUUAAUAACAGAGGAGUGGCUGGGGAGAAUCUCUUGACACCACGGACUUACUGCUGUGCGAACACUGAAGACCUGGAGACAGUCAUCCACCAUGUCCACAGCCUGUACCCUUUGGCCCCAUUUCUGGCAGCAGGAGUGUCAAUGGGAGGAAUGCUGCUUCUAAAUUACUUGGGCAAAACUGGGUCGAAGACUCCUUUGAUGGCAGCUGCGACAUUUUCAGUUGGCUGGAAUACUUUCGCAUGUACCGAGUCACUGGAGAAACCCCUGAACUGGCUGCUGUUUAAUUACUACCUGACAACUUGCCUCCAGUCUUCAGUUAAGAGGCAUCAGCACAUGUUUGUCAAAGAGAUUGACAUGGACCAGGUCAUGAAGGCUAAGUCUAUUAGAGAGUUCGAUAAACGAUUCACCUCAGUCAUGUUUGGAUACCGCACAAUUGAUGAUUAUUACACCGAUGCCAGUCCAAACCGCAGGCUGAAGUCAGUGGGGAUCCCAGUGCUGUGCCUAAAUGCUGUGGAUGACGUGUUCUCACCCAGCCAUGCUAUCCCAAUAGAAACUGCUAAGCAAAACCCUAAUGUGGCUUUGGUCCUUACUUCUUACGGCGGCCAUAUUGGUUUUCUGGAAGGAAUCUGGCCCAGGCAAUGCACUUACAUGGAUCGAGUCUUCAAGCAAUUUGUGCAAGCCAUGAUCGAGCAUGGACAUGAACUCUCCACCAUGUAGCUCCUUGGCUGCAUUAAGUCUGAACCACCACUGUUAGCACUUGAGUUUAGUGCACAAAUUUUAACUACUGAGUGUCAAGCUGAUAAGCCAGCAGGCGGUGAAGAGGUCCAGUGAUGUGCAAAACUACUUUUUAGGGAAACAAAGCAACUUUGUAGCAAGAAACUAAAGAUAGUUUAGAUUGUUACUGUUGUAGAUCUUAUUUUUACUCUGCCUUACCAAGUAUGACCUUAAAUUAAGUAGUCCUUAAAAACAUGAAUUGCACUUAACCAAAACUAUUGUGUAAAAGAUUUUAAUUCCUCAGGGUUUUAAUUUAGGCUGGUAUUUUUAGAUUACUCAGUUUAGUGACAUAAUAGUAUGUUAAUAACUUAAGAGAUUUUGAUGACUUGAAUGUAAGUGUUAAGAGGGGCAUUCAUGAUAACAUGAAACUGAAAAGGGGUAAAUGACUCUUCACUAAGUGUCUGUUCUGUCUGUAAAAUGUAAGUGCAACAAUGUGAGACAGACUUCUCUACCUGCUCUUCUAUUCGGAUAAUAUUAAAUUAGGGCUGAUUUAUGUUUUAUAAUUAUUAUCAUCUCCAUGCUUAUUUUUAAAAUAGUACAUGUGCAUAUGUAUAUCAUUAUAUUAAAAUAAAUUCUACCAUUUUAAA